Molecule: messenger RNA, 20220 nt
Organism: Hydra vulgaris (swiftwater hydra)
Lineage: Eukaryota; Metazoa; Cnidaria; Hydrozoa; Anthoathecata; Hydridae
Source: RefSeq, a predicted model, not a curated record
GCAAACAUUUUAAAAAUGAACUGGAGCAAACAUUUUGAAAAGAUUUAUUUCAUAGCGGUUUGCCUUAUUUAUACUUUUUGUUAUGCUGAUCAAUGUGAAGAUGCUGAACAUUUUUACUAUUCUUUUGACAGCUAUUUUGGACCAGAAAUUGUGUUUGAUAGUUUAAACAAUAGUAAUUAUGCAAUUACUCAUAAUGUAAAAUCAGUAAGUAACAAUUGCCCUUUAAAUCUUGGUAACUGUAUUAGUAUAUCAACAAUAGGUGGCAUCUUUAUUAAAUCAAUAAAGCCAUCUACCCAGUUAUCAUUUGGUGGAUGGUUCAGUAUCAGUAAUUCUUUUUCAAGACUUUUUUAUGUUUAUGCUACUGAUUCAUAUAUUCCACAAAUUCAAUUUGAUGUAGUUGAACAAAGUUUACAUCUAAAGUUGAACACAAAUUCAGACAGAGAAAAUUAUACUUACUCAAGUAUAAGCAAAAUACAGUUAGAUGUUUGGAAUCAUAUAGCAUUUGUAUACAAUCCAUUAACUAAUGGUGUUUAUUUUUAUAUAAAUGGAAGUUUGAUUAUAAGUUUUUAUACUCCAGCUUCAUAUGCAUUACCUACUGAUCUUUGGCAGACUGUUGUGUUUGGAGGUGAUAUACUUGGAAAUGGGUUGAAUGGGUAUAUGGAUGAGUUAAAUCUAUAUUUUUGUUCCCUUACUCAAUCAGAAGUCGCAACUUUAGCUGACAACAAUCCUUUUACAUACAAUAUCUAUCACAACUCCACAAGUGGAAUCAUAAUAUAUCCAAUGCCUGAUAUCGCAGAUAUUUCAGAAUAUUCAUCCAUAACAUACAAUGUAUUUUUGAAUGCAACUGUUGGCAGUAGUUUAACAAUUGAAAAUGUAUAUAAAUUUGUUAAGUGUUCUGUAUUGACAGAUGUAUUAGUAAUCAAUGCUGAGAAAAACUCAAUAUGUAGUUUUGAUAUCUUGUUGAAGUCUUACUGCUUUGAUAGUGAAAUUAUUCAUAUUCAAUAUAAAAGUCAAGUUGUUAGUAUUUCUGAUGCUUUCAAAUUAUCUUGGAUAAUUGAAGGAACGAUAUCAGAUUGGAGUUCAUGGGGUGCAUGUUCUGCGAGCUGUAACACUCUUUUUGGUUCACCAUAUCAGACUAGAACUCGAUCUUUUUCUGGAUAUUCAACAUGGAAUCCUUCAUUUAAGGGUUGUUCUGGAAUCACUUCAAGUGAGCAACAGAGUUGUAAUACAAAUGUUACCUGUCAAGGUACUUAUGGUGAGUGGAGUGCUUGGGGUGAUUGUUCAGAAACCUGUCAGUCUAAUCAAAAUACACCUCCUUUCCAAACUCAAACUGGGCAAUGUAUAGGGGCUACUUUGGGAGGAGGUUGUGUUGGAUCAAGUACUCAAACUCAACCUUGCAAUAUGGAAGUACCUUGUCCAGGUACUUUAAGUGAUUGGGGAUCAUGGGAAGCAUGCUCAUCUAGUUGUCAAAUGAGUUUUAUAGCACCAACUCAAACAAGACGUCGGGUCUGCACAGGCAAUACUUUUAAUGGCAAUUGUAAUGAAGCUGUGUUAAUUGAAACUCAAAACUGUAAUGAACAAGUUGUUUAUCAAGAUCAACAGACAGAAUUUUAUGUUCAAGAAAACAUUUUAGUUGGUGCCUAUGUUGGACAAUUAAGCACUAAUAAUCUUUGUAAUAAAAUUGUAUUUCAAAUUUCAUCUAAUUCAUUCAGCAUUGAAAAUGGUACCAUAAAAGUAAAUGAUUCUUUAGACUUUGAAUAUUGUCGAUUGUAUGAGUUGAAAGUAUUAGCUUUUAAUCAAGGGAGCAAUCAACAAGAAAAUCCCGUUGCUUUUAAUAUAACUAUUCACAUUAUCAAUGUGAAUGAUCAAAAACCAAAAUUUAAUCAAGAAAACUAUUUUGCUGACAUAAAUGAGACUAAUGAAACAGGUGUCAGCGUUUUACAAUUGUAUGCUAAAGAUGAAGAUAAUAUAAGUAGUAUUUACUUUUAUUGCAUUGGAAAUGACUUUAACAUGUUCCAUAUUGAUAAUCAAACAGGAGUUAUAAGUAACAAAGAUCCCUUACUUCAAGAAGAACUGUACAGCUUUAUCUGUGUUGUAUCUGAUGGCAACUUUAUUGAUAUAGCUAGUGUUUUUAUACAAGUUAAAGAUAUUAAUAACCAUCCACCAAUGAUUAAUGAUACUACUAUAAUUGUAUAUGACACUACACCAAUUAAUUCUGUGAUUGCAACAAUAAAAUAUGAAGACUAUGAUUUAGGUCAAAAUGGUUUUGUAGAGUUUCGCAUUAUUGAUGAUCUAUACAAUGGCACUUUUGGUUUUAAUGACACAAAUAAAUUAGUUUUAAAAAAAACAUUAAAUUUCGGUGUAAUUUAUUAUUUAAGAGUAGAGAUUUCAGAUAUGGGAAGUCCAAAGCAACUUUCAACAGCUUUGAUUACAAUUAAAUUAGGGCAUCUUUCAUUUGAACAAAUUGAGUAUCCUCCAUUUGUUUCACAUAUUCCUGCAAUUAAUAUGUCUGAAGGUAUAUACCAUGAUCUAUACCUUGCAACAUUUACAGUAACAGCAUAUGACAUCAACACAAUUUCAAUAUAUGUGUAUAGUUCAGAUAAUGACUUUACUAUAUGGGUUGAAUCAAUGGAAAAUAGUAGCAAUGCUUUUAUAAUUUGGCUAAAUGGAAGUUUAAAUUUUGAAACCAAUGAUGUUAUUAAAUUUUUAAUAAUUGCUAAAGAUGGAAAGUAUGAAUCUUUUAAAGAGGUUACAAUUAUGGUAGAAGAUGUUAACGAACCACCUGCAUUUUUAGAUGAGUUUUAUGAAGUAGAGGUUCAAGAAGAUGCUUUUAUUGGAUCCUAUUUAGUCACUGUACAAGGUUUUGAUCCAGAUCUGACUGCCAAUCCAAUCUUAAUAUAUACUAUUGAUCCAAAUUCAAAUAAUAAUAACUCAUUUGUUAUAGACCAAUCUGGAGCAGUCAAACUAGUCACAACACUUAACUAUGUAAACAGAAACUUUUACAAUCUAACUGUUAUACUAUCUGAUGGAGUUAAGAAUGCUUCAACAUCAGUAAAAAUAAAUGUGACUCCUUGUGUAUACCAAUGUUUUGUAUUAGGUUUAAACAAACAUAUUCCUAUUAUUUCAAACAUUCCCGUGAUUAAUAUCUAUGAAGGUGAGUACAAUCAACUAAAUGUUACUAAUUUUACUGUCACAAAUUAUGAUCAUUAUGAUAAUUAUACUAUUUUAGUCAUUAUAUAUGAUUUUUUAACAAGUUUAAACCUAACAGCUAGGAGAAUAAACAACUAUAGCAACUUAUUUUACCUUGAACUAAAUGGAGUUUUAAAUUUUGAAAAUAAUAAUGAAGUUCACUAUCUUAUUGAGGCUUCAAAUGGGAACCUAAAGUCGUAUGCUGAAGGAUUAAUUUUUGUACUUGAUGUGAAUGAACCACCAAUGACUCUAGACGAGAGUUAUUAUGUUGAAAUUAGCGAAGAUGCCUUUAUCGGAUCAUAUAUUAUUACUGUUAAAGGUUUUGAUCCAGAUAUUGAUGAUAAUCCAACUUUGACAUAUACCAUUAAUCAACUUACAAACGAAGAUGAAUUGUUUGAAAUUAACUUAUCUUCAGGAGUUGUUCAGCUAAAAAAAACUCUAUAUCACACUCACAAAAGUUACUAUAAUUUAUCGGUUAUAGUAUCAGAUGGUAUUUAUUUUGUUUCAACAUUAGUAAAUAUAAACAUAACUACUUGCAAUUAUAAGUGUCUUCCAUCAGGCUUAAACAGUUAUAUGCCUAUCAUUUCACCGAUUCCUUUUGUUAAUGUAUUUGAAGGUGCAUAUAACAGUUAUUAUUUGACUAAUUAUACAGUUACAGAUUAUGACAGCACAAAUGUUUCUAUAAAUAUAUAUAAUUUUAACAAUGAUUUGAACAUUACAACAAGAAGAUUGAACAUUUACAGUAACUCAUUUAUUGUUGAAUUAAGUGGUAAGCUAGAUUUUGAAAUCAAUGAUGUAGUUCACUAUUUUAUUGAAGCCACAGAUGGAGUUCUUAAAUCAUUAGUUAAAGGACUUCUUUUUAUUAUAAAUGUAAAUGAACCACCGAUGACUCUAGAUGAGAAUUAUUAUGCUGAAAUACGUGAAGAUGCUUUUAUUGGAUCGUUUGUUGUCACUGUUGAAGGUUUUGAUCCAGAUGUUGAUGAUAAUGCUAUCUUGGCAUAUGCUAUUGACCCAGUUUCAAACAGUGAUCAUAAAUUUGUUAUUGAUGCAUCUUCUGGAAUAAUUAAGUUAAUGAAAACAUUGAAUUACACUAUGAAAAGCUUUUACAACUUGUCUGUUAUGGUGUCAGAUGGGGUCAAUUUGGUUUCGACAUCAGUGAAUAUAAAUGUGACUCCUUGUUAUAAUGAGUGCCUUUACAUUAGUUUAAACAAACCUGCUCCUGUCAUUUCCUCUAUUCUUCCAGUUAAUAUCUUAGAAGGAGAAUACAAGAACUAUUAUUUAACUAAUUUUACAGUUACAAAUUAUGAGAACGUUACUUUAUCUGUCAAUGUUUAUGAUUUCGGUAGCAAUUUGAACUUAACAGUGAAGCGACUGAACAGUUACAGCAACGUGUUUUUGGUUGAACUUACAGGAAAUCUAAAUUUUGAAAAUAGAGAUAUAGUGCACUAUCUUGUUGAAGCUACUGAUGGAAAUCUGUUGGCCGUUGCUGAAGGAUCAAUUUUUGUACUUGACAUGAAUGAACCACCAAUGAUUCUAGAUGAAAGUUAUUAUGUUGAAAUUCGUGAAGAUGCUUUUAUUGGAUCAUAUGUUGUUACUGUUCAGGGUUUUGAUCCAGAUAUUGAUGAUAAUCCAACUUUAACAUACACUAUUACUCCGCUUUCAAAUAAAGAUGAAUUCUUUAUUAUUAAUGAAUCUUCAGGAGUAAUUCAACUUAAGAAAACACUACAUCACACUGACAAAAGUUAUUAUAUAUUAACUGUUACAUUAUCAGAUGGUAUUCAUUUUGUUUCAACAAUGGUAAAUAUAAACGUUACAACUUGCAAUUAUGAGUGUCUUCCAUCAGGCUUAAACAGACAUAUUCCUAUCAUUUCACAUAUUCCAAUUUCUAGUAUAUUUGAAGGUGAGUAUAAAAAUCAUUAUUUAACCAAUUAUACUGUUACAGAUUAUGACAGCUCAAAUAUUUCUAUUAAUAUAUAUAAUUUCGAAUAUGAUUUAAAUAUUACUACGAGAAGAUUAGACAUAUAUAGCAACACAUAUAUUAUUGAAAUAGAUGGAAAACUAGAUUUUGAAAUCAAUGAAGUAAUUCAUUAUUUUAUUGAAGCAACCGAUGGAGUUCUGAAAUCAUUUGUCAAAGGACUUUUUUUUGUUAUAAAUAUAAAUGAUCCACCUAUAUUUUUAAACGAAUUUUAUACAGUACAAAUCUUUAAUAUCUUGGAAGGAGUAUACAGGAGCUAUUAUUUAACCAAUUUUACAGUUACAGAUUAUGAGAACGUUACUUUAUCUGUCAAUGUUUAUGAUUUCGGUAGCAAUUUGAACUUAACAGUGAAGCGACUGAACAGUUACAGCAACGUGUUUUUGGUUGAACUUACAGGAAAUCUAAAUUUUGAAAAUGGAGAUAUAGUGCACUAUCUUGUUGAAGCUUCUGAUGGAAACCUGAUGGCCGUUGCUGAAGGAUCGAUUUUUGUACUUAACGUGAAUGAACCACCGAUGACUCUAGAUGAGAGUUAUUACGUUGAAAUUCGUGAAGAUGCUUUUAUUGGAUCGUUUGUUGUCACUGUUGAAGGUUUUGAUCCAGAUGUUGAUGACAAUGCUAUCUUGGCAUAUGCUAUUGAUCCGUUUUCAAACAGUGAUAAUAAGUUUGUUAUUGAUGCAUCUUCUGGAGUAGUUAAGUUGAUGAAAACACUGAAUUACACUAAGAAAAGCUUUUACAACUUGUCUGUUACGGUGUCAGAUGGCGUUAAUUUGGUUUCGACAUCAGUGAAUAUAAACGUGACUCGUUGCGAUUCUGAGUGCCUUUCUUUUGGUUUGAACAAGCCUGUUCCUGUCCUUUCUUCUAUUCCUCCAGUUAAUAUCUUGGAAGGAGUAUACAGGAGCUAUUAUUUAACCAAUUUUACAGUUACAGAUUAUGAGAACGUUACUUUAUCUGUCAAUGUUUAUGAUUUCGGUAGCAAUUUGAACUUAACAGUGAAGCGACUGAACAGUUACAGCAACGUGUUUUUGGUUGAACUUACAGGAAAUCUAAAUUUUGAAAAUGGAGAUAUAGUGCACUAUCUUGUUGAAGCUUCUGAUGGAAACCUGAUGGCCGUUGCUGAAGGAUCGAUUUUUGUACUUAACGUGAAUGAACCACCGAUGACUCUAGAUGAGAGUUAUUACGUUGAAAUUCGUGAAGAUGCUUUUAUUGGAUCGUUUGUUGUCACUGUUGAAGGUUUUGAUCCAGAUGUUGAUGACAAUGCUAUCUUGGCAUAUGCUAUUGAUCCGUUUUCAAACAGUGAUAAUAAGUUUGUUAUUGAUGCAUCUUCUGGAGUAGUUAAGUUGAUGAAAACACUGAAUUACACUAAGAAAAGCUUUUACAACUUGUCUGUUACGGUGUCAGAUGGCGUUAAUUUGGUUUCGACAUCAGUGAAUAUAAACGUGACUCGUUGCGAUUCUGAGUGCCUUUCUUUUGGUUUGAACAAGCCUGUUCCUGUCCUUUCUUCUAUUCCUCCAGUUAAUAUCUUGGAAGGAGUAUACAGGAGCUAUUAUUUAACCAAUUUUACAGUUACAGAUUAUGAGAACGUUACUUUAUCUGUCAAUGUUUAUGAUUUCGGUAGCAAUUUGAACUUAACAGUGAAGCGACUGAACAGUUACAGCAACGUGUUUUUGGUUGAACUUACAGGAAAUCUAAAUUUUGAAAAUGGAGAUAUAGUGCACUAUCUUGUUGAAGCUUCUGAUGGAAACCUGAUGGCCGUUGCUGAAGGAUCGAUUUUUGUACUUAACGUGAAUGAACCACCGAUGACUCUAGAUGAGAGUUAUUACGUUGAAAUUCGUGAAGAUGCUUUUAUUGGAUCGUUUGUUGUCACUGUUGAAGGUUUUGAUCCAGAUGUUGAUGACAAUGCUAUCUUGGCAUAUGCUAUUGAUCCGUUUUCAAACAGUGAUAAUAAGUUUGUUAUUGAUGCAUCUUCUGGAGUAGUUAAGUUGAUGAAAACACUGAAUUACACUAAGAAAAGCUUUUACAACUUGUCUGUUACGGUGUCAGAUGGCGUUAAUUUGGUUUCGACAUCAGUGAAUAUAAACGUGACUCGUUGCGAUUCUGAGUGCCUUUCUUUUGGUUUGAACAAGCCUGUUCCUGUCCUUUCUUCUAUUCCUCCAGUUAAUAUCUUGGAAGGAGUAUACAGGAGCUAUUAUUUAACCAAUUUUACAGUUACAGAUUAUGAGAACGUUACUUUAUCUGUCAAUGUUUAUGAUUUCGGUAGCAAUUUGAACUUAACAGUGAAGCGACUGAACAGUUACAGCAACGUGUUUUUGGUUGAACUUACAGGAAAUCUAAAUUUUGAAAAUGGAGAUAUAGUGCACUAUCUUGUUGAAGCUUCUGAUGGAAACCUGAUGGCCGUUGCUGAAGGAUCGAUUUUUGUACUUAACGUGAAUGAACCACCGAUGACUCUAGAUGAGAGUUAUUACGUUGAAAUUCGUGAAGAUGCUUUUAUUGGAUCGUUUGUUGUCACUGUUGAAGGUUUUGAUCCAGAUGUUGAUGACAAUGCUAUCUUGGCAUAUGCUAUUGAUCCGUUUUCAAACAGUGAUAAUAAGUUUGUUAUUGAUGCAUCUUCUGGAGUAGUUAAGUUGAUGAAAACACUGAAUUACACUAAGAAAAGCUUUUACAACUUGUCUGUUACGGUGUCAGAUGGCGUUAAUUUGGUUUCGACAUCAGUGAAUAUAAACGUGACUCGUUGCGAUUCUGAGUGCCUUUCUUUUGGUUUGAACAAGCCUGUUCCUGUCCUUUCUUCUAUUCCUCCAGUUAAUAUCUUGGAAGGAGUAUACAGGAGCUAUUAUUUAACCAAUUUUACAGUUACAGAUUAUGAGAACGUUACUUUAUCUGUCAAUGUUUAUGAUUUCGGUAGCAAUUUGAACUUAACAGUGAAGCGACUGAACAGUUACAGCAACGUGUUUUUGGUUGAACUUACAGGAAAUCUAAAUUUUGAAAAUGGAGAUAUAGUGCACUAUCUUGUUGAAGCUUCUGAUGGAAACCUGAUGGCCGUUGCUGAAGGAUCGAUUUUUGUACUUAACGUGAAUGAACCACCGAUGACUCUAGAUGAGAGUUAUUACGUUGAAAUUCGUGAAGAUGCUUUUAUUGGAUCGUUUGUUGUCACUGUUGAAGGUUUUGAUCCAGAUGUUGAUGACAAUGCUAUCUUGGCAUAUGCUAUUGAUCCGUUUUCAAACAGUGAUAAUAAGUUUGUUAUUGAUGCAUCUUCUGGAGUAGUUAAGUUGAUGAAAACACUGAAUUACACUAAGAAAAGCUUUUACAACUUGUCUGUUACGGUGUCAGAUGGCGUUAAUUUGGUUUCGACAUCAGUGAAUAUAAACGUGACUCGUUGCGAUUCUGAGUGCCUUUCUUUUGGUUUGAACAAGCCUGUUCCUGUCCUUUCUUCUAUUCCUCCAGUUAAUAUCUUGGAAGGAGUAUACAGGAGCUAUUAUUUAACCAAUUUUACAGUUACAGAUUAUGAGAACGUUACUUUAUCUGUCAAUGUUUAUGAUUUCGGUAGCAAUUUGAACUUAACAGUGAAGCGACUGAACAGUUACAGCAACGUGUUUUUGGUUGAACUUACAGGAAAUCUAAAUUUUGAAAAUGGAGAUAUAGUGCACUAUCUUGUUGAAGCUUCUGAUGGAAACCUGAUGGCCGUUGCUGAAGGAUCGAUUUUUGUACUUAACGUGAAUGAACCACCGAUGACUCUAGAUGAGAGUUAUUACGUUGAAAUUCGUGAAGAUGCUUUUAUUGGAUCGUUUGUUGUCACUGUUGAAGGUUUUGAUCCAGAUGUUGAUGACAAUGCUAUCUUGGCAUAUGCUAUUGAUCCGUUUUCAAACAGUGAUAAUAAGUUUGUUAUUGAUGCAUCUUCUGGAGUAGUUAAGUUGAUGAAAACACUGAAUUACACUAAGAAAAGCUUUUACAACUUGUCUGUUACGGUGUCAGAUGGCGUUAAUUUGGUUUCGACAUCAGUGAAUAUAAACGUGACUCGUUGCGAUUCUGAGUGCCUUUCUUUUGGUUUGAACAAGCCUGUUCCUGUCCUUUCUUCUAUUCCUCCAGUUAAUAUCUUGGAAGGAGUAUACAGGAGCUAUUAUUUAACCAAUUUUACAGUUACAGAUUAUGAGAACGUUACUUUAUCUGUCAAUGUUUAUGAUUUCGGUAGCAAUUUGAACUUAACAGUGAAGCGACUGAACAGUUACAGCAACGUGUUUUUGGUUGAACUUACAGGAAAUCUAAAUUUUGAAAAUGGAGAUAUAGUGCACUAUCUUGUUGAAGCUUCUGAUGGAAACCUGAUGGCCGUUGCUGAAGGAUCGAUUUUUGUACUUAACGUGAAUGAACCACCGAUGACUCUAGAUGAGAGUUAUUACGUUGAAAUUCGUGAAGAUGCUUUUAUUGGAUCGUUUGUUGUCACUGUUGAAGGUUUUGAUCCAGAUGUUGAUGACAAUGCUAUCUUGGCAUAUGCUAUUGAUCCGUUUUCAAACAGUGAUAAUAAGUUUGUUAUUGAUGCAUCUUCUGGAGUAGUUAAGUUGAUGAAAACACUGAAUUACACUAAGAAAAGCUUUUACAACUUGUCUGUUACGGUGUCAGAUGGCGUUAAUUUGGUUUCGACAUCAGUGAAUAUAAACGUGACUCGUUGCGAUUCUGAGUGCCUUUCUUUUGGUUUGAACAAGCCUGUUCCUGUCCUUUCUUCUAUUCCUCCAGUUAAUAUCUUGGAAGGAGUAUACAGGAGCUAUUAUUUAACCAAUUUUACAGUUACAGAUUAUGAGAACGUUACUUUAUCUGUCAAUGUUUAUGAUUUCGGUAGCAAUUUGAACUUAACAGUGAAGCGACUGAACAGUUACAGCAACGUGUUUUUGGUUGAACUUACAGGAAAUCUAAAUUUUGAAAAUGGAGAUAUAGUGCACUAUCUUGUUGAAGCUUCUGAUGGAAACCUGAUGGCCGUUGCUGAAGGAUCGAUUUUUGUACUUAACGUGAAUGAACCACCGAUGACUCUAGAUGAGAGUUAUUACGUUGAAAUUCGUGAAGAUGCUUUUAUUGGAUCGUUUGUUGUCACUGUUGAAGGUUUUGAUCCAGAUGUUGAUGACAAUGCUAUCUUGGCAUAUGCUAUUGAUCCGUUUUCAAACAGUGAUAAUAAGUUUGUUAUUGAUGCAUCUUCUGGAGUAGUUAAGUUGAUGAAAACACUGAAUUACACUAAGAAAAGCUUUUACAACUUGUCUGUUACGGUGUCAGAUGGCGUUAAUUUGGUUUCGACAUCAGUGAAUAUAAACGUGACUCGUUGCGAUUCUGAGUGCCUUUCUUUUGGUUUGAACAAGCCUGUUCCUGUCCUUUCUUCUAUUCCUCCAGUUAAUAUCUUGGAAGGAGUAUACAGGAGCUAUUAUUUAACCAAUUUUACAGUUACAGAUUAUGAGAACGUUACUUUAUCUGUCAAUGUUUAUGAUUUCGGUAGCAAUUUGAACUUAACAGUGAAGCGACUGAACAGUUACAGCAACGUGUUUUUGGUUGAACUUACAGGAAAUCUAAAUUUUGAAAAUGGAGAUAUAGUGCACUAUCUUGUUGAAGCUUCUGAUGGAAACCUGAUGGCCGUUGCUGAAGGAUCGAUUUUUGUACUUAACGUGAAUGAACCACCGAUGACUCUAGAUGAGAGUUAUUACGUUGAAAUUCGUGAAGAUGCUUUUAUUGGAUCGUUUGUUGUCACUGUUGAAGGUUUUGAUCCAGAUGUUGAUGACAAUGCUAUCUUGGCAUAUGCUAUUGAUCCGUUUUCAAACAGUGAUAAUAAGUUUGUUAUUGAUGCAUCUUCUGGAGUAGUUAAGUUGAUGAAAACACUGAAUUACACUAAGAAAAGCUUUUACAACUUGUCUGUUACGGUGUCAGAUGGCGUUAAUUUGGUUUCGACAUCAGUGAAUAUAAACGUGACUCGUUGCGAUUCUGAGUGCCUUUCUUUUGGUUUGAACAAGCCUGUUCCUGUCCUUUCUUCUAUUCCUCCAGUUAAUAUCUUGGAAGGAGUAUACAGGAGCUAUUAUUUAACCAAUUUUACAGUUACAGAUUAUGAGAACGUUACUUUAUCUGUCAAUGUUUAUGAUUUCGGUAGCAAUUUGAACUUAACAGUGAAGCGACUGAACAGUUACAGCAACGUGUUUUUGGUUGAACUUACAGGAAAUCUAAAUUUUGAAAAUGGAGAUAUAGUGCACUAUCUUGUUGAAGCUUCUGAUGGAAACCUGAUGGCCGUUGCUGAAGGAUCGAUUUUUGUACUUAACGUGAAUGAACCACCGAUGACUCUAGAUGAGAGUUAUUACGUUGAAAUUCGUGAAGAUGCUUUUAUUGGAUCGUUUGUUGUCACUGUUGAAGGUUUUGAUCCAGAUGUUGAUGACAAUGCUAUCUUGGCAUAUGCUAUUGAUCCGUUUUCAAACAGUGAUAAUAAGUUUGUUAUUGAUGCAUCUUCUGGAGUAGUUAAGUUGAUGAAAACACUGAAUUACACUAAGAAAAGCUUUUACAACUUGUCUGUUACGGUGUCAGAUGGCGUUAAUUUGGUUUCGACAUCAGUGAAUAUAAACGUGACUCGUUGCGAUUCUGAGUGCCUUUCUUUUGGUUUGAACAAGCCUGUUCCUGUCCUUUCUUCUAUUCCUCCAGUUAAUAUCUUGGAAGGAGUAUACAGGAGCUAUUAUUUAACCAAUUUUACAGUUACAGAUUAUGAGAACGUUACUUUAUCUGUCAAUGUUUAUGAUUUCGGUAGCAAUUUGAACUUAACAGUGAAGCGACUGAACAGUUACAGCAACGUGUUUUUGGUUGAACUUACAGGAAAUCUAAAUUUUGAAAAUGGAGAUAUAGUGCACUAUCUUGUUGAAGCUUCUGAUGGAAACCUGAUGGCCGUUGCUGAAGGAUCGAUUUUUGUACUUAACGUGAAUGAACCACCGAUGACUCUAGAUGAGAGUUAUUACGUUGAAAUUCGUGAAGAUGCUUUUAUUGGAUCGUUUGUUGUCACUGUUGAAGGUUUUGAUCCAGAUGUUGAUGACAAUGCUAUCUUGGCAUAUGCUAUUGAUCCGUUUUCAAACAGUGAUAAUAAGUUUGUUAUUGAUGCAUCUUCUGGAGUAGUUAAGUUGAUGAAAACACUGAAUUACACUAAGAAAAGCUUUUACAACUUGUCUGUUACGGUGUCAGAUGGCGUUAAUUUGGUUUCGACAUCAGUGAAUAUAAACGUGACUCGUUGCGAUUCUGAGUGCCUUUCUUUUGGUUUGAACAAGCCUGUUCCUGUCCUUUCUUCUAUUCCUCCAGUUAAUAUCUUGGAAGGAGUAUACAGGAGCUAUUAUUUAACCAAUUUUACAGUUACAGAUUAUGAGAACGUUACUUUAUCUGUCAAUGUUUAUGAUUUCGGUAGCAAUUUGAACUUAACAGUGAAGCGACUGAACAGUUACAGCAACGUGUUUUUGGUUGAACUUACAGGAAAUCUAAAUUUUGAAAAUGGAGAUAUAGUGCACUAUCUUGUUGAAGCUUCUGAUGGAAACCUGAUGGCCGUUGCUGAAGGAUCGAUUUUUGUACUUAACGUGAAUGAACCACCGAUGACUCUAGAUGAGAGUUAUUACGUUGAAAUUCGUGAAGAUGCUUUUAUUGGAUCGUUUGUUGUCACUGUUGAAGGUUUUGAUCCAGAUGUUGAUGACAAUGCUAUCUUGGCAUAUGCUAUUGAUCCGUUUUCAAACAGUGAUAAUAAGUUUGUUAUUGAUGCAUCUUCUGGAGUAGUUAAGUUGAUGAAAACACUGAAUUACACUAAGAAAAGCUUUUACAACUUGUCUGUUACGGUGUCAGAUGGCGUUAAUUUGGUUUCGACAUCAGUGAAUAUAAACGUGACUCGUUGCGAUUCUGAGUGCCUUUCUUUUGGUUUGAACAAGCCUGUUCCUGUCCUUUCUUCUAUUCCUCCAGUUAAUAUCUUGGAAGGAGUAUACAGGAGCUAUUAUUUAACCAAUUUUACAGUUACAGAUUAUGAGAACGUUACUUUAUCUGUCAAUGUUUAUGAUUUCGGUAGCAAUUUGAACUUAACAGUGAAGCGACUGAACAGUUACAGCAACGUGUUUUUGGUUGAACUUACAGGAAAUCUAAAUUUUGAAAAUGGAGAUAUAGUGCACUAUCUUGUUGAAGCUUCUGAUGGAAACCUGAUGGCCGUUGCUGAAGGAUCGAUUUUUGUACUUAACGUGAAUGAACCACCGAUGACUCUAGAUGAGAGUUAUUACGUUGAAAUUCGUGAAGAUGCUUUUAUUGGAUCGUUUGUUGUCACUGUUGAAGGUUUUGAUCCAGAUGUUGAUGACAAUGCUAUCUUGGCAUAUGCUAUUGAUCCGUUUUCAAACAGUGAUAAUAAGUUUGUUAUUGAUGCAUCUUCUGGAGUAGUUAAGUUGAUGAAAACACUGAAUUACACUAAGAAAAGCUUUUACAACUUGUCUGUUACGGUGUCAGAUGGCGUUAAUUUGGUUUCGACAUCAGUGAAUAUAAACGUGACUCGUUGCGAUUCUGAGUGCCUUUCUUUUGGUUUGAACAAGCCUGUUCCUGUCCUUUCUUCUAUUCCUCCAGUUAAUAUCUUGGAAGGAGUAUACAGGAGCUAUUAUUUAACCAAUUUUACAGUUACAGAUUAUGAGAACGUUACUUUAUCUGUCAAUGUUUAUGAUUUCGGUAGCAAUUUGAACUUAACAGUGAAGCGACUGAACAGUUACAGCAACGUGUUUUUGGUUGAACUUACAGGAAAUCUAAAUUUUGAAAAUGGAGAUAUAGUGCACUAUCUUGUUGAAGCUUCUGAUGGAAACCUGAUGGCCGUUGCUGAAGGAUCGAUUUUUGUACUUAACGUGAAUGAACCACCGAUGACUCUAGAUGAGAGUUAUUACGUUGAAAUUCGUGAAGAUGCUUUUAUUGGAUCGUUUGUUGUCACUGUUGAAGGUUUUGAUCCAGAUGUUGAUGACAAUGCUAUCUUGGCAUAUGCUAUUGAUCCGUUUUCAAACAGUGAUAAUAAGUUUGUUAUUGAUGCAUCUUCUGGAGUAGUUAAGUUGAUGAAAACACUGAAUUACACUAAGAAAAGCUUUUACAACUUGUCUGUUACGGUGUCAGAUGGCGUUAAUUUGGUUUCGACAUCAGUGAAUAUAAACGUGACUCGUUGCGAUUCUGAGUGCCUUUCUUUUGGUUUGAACAAGCCUGUUCCUGUCCUUUCUUCUAUUCCUCCAGUUAAUAUCUUGGAAGGAGUAUACAGGAGCUAUUAUUUAACCAAUUUUACAGUUACAGAUUAUGAGAACGUUACUUUAUCUGUCAAUGUUUAUGAUUUCGGUAGCAAUUUGAACUUAACAGUGAAGCGACUGAACAGUUACAGCAACGUGUUUUUGGUUGAACUUACAGGAAAUCUAAAUUUUGAAAAUGGAGAUAUAGUGCACUAUCUUGUUGAAGCUUCUGAUGGAAACCUGAUGGCCGUUGCUGAAGGAUCGAUUUUUGUACUUAACGUGAAUGAACCACCGAUGACUCUAGAUGAGAGUUAUUACGUUGAAAUUCGUGAAGAUGCUUUUAUUGGAUCGUUUGUUGUCACUGUUGAAGGUUUUGAUCCAGAUGUUGAUGACAAUGCUAUCUUGGCAUAUGCUAUUGAUCCGUUUUCAAACAGUGAUAAUAAGUUUGUUAUUGAUGCAUCUUCUGGAGUAGUUAAGUUGAUGAAAACACUGAAUUACACUAAGAAAAGCUUUUACAACUUGUCUGUUACGGUGUCAGAUGGCGUUAAUUUGGUUUCGACAUCAGUGAAUAUAAACGUGACUCGUUGCGAUUCUGAGUGCCUUUCUUUUGGUUUGAACAAGCCUGUUCCUGUCCUUUCUUCUAUUCCUCCAGUUAAUAUCUUGGAAGGAGUAUACAGGAGCUAUUAUUUAACCAAUUUUACAGUUACAGAUUAUGAGAACGUUACUUUAUCUGUCAAUGUUUAUGAUUUCGGUAGCAAUUUGAACUUAACAGUGAAGCGACUGAACAGUUACAGCAACGUGUUUUUGGUUGAACUUACAGGAAAUCUAAAUUUUGAAAAUGGAGAUAUAGUGCACUAUCUUGUUGAAGCUUCUGAUGGAAACCUGAUGGCCGUUGCUGAAGGAUCGAUUUUUGUACUUAACGUGAAUGAACCACCGAUGACUCUAGAUGAGAGUUAUUACGUUGAAAUUCGUGAAGAUGCUUUUAUUGGAUCGUUUGUUGUCACUGUUGAAGGUUUUGAUCCAGAUGUUGAUGACAAUGCUAUCUUGGCAUAUGCUAUUGAUCCGUUUUCAAACAGUGAUAAUAAGUUUGUUAUUGAUGCAUCUUCUGGAGUAGUUAAGUUGAUGAAAACACUGAAUUACACUAAGAAAAGCUUUUACAACUUGUCUGUUACGGUGUCAGAUGGCGUUAAUUUGGUUUCGACAUCAGUGAAUAUAAACGUGACUCGUUGCGAUUCUGAGUGCCUUUCUUUUGGUUUGAACAAGCCUGUUCCUGUCCUUUCUUCUAUUCCUCCAGUUAAUAUCUUGGAAGGAGUAUACAGGAGCUAUUAUUUAACCAAUUUUACAGUUACAGAUUAUGAGAACGUUACUUUAUCUGUCAAUGUUUAUGAUUUCGGUAGCAAUUUGAACUUAACAGUGAAGCGACUGAACAGUUACAGCAACGUGUUUUUGGUUGAACUUACAGGAAAUCUAAAUUUUGAAAAUGGAGAUAUAGUGCACUAUCUUGUUGAAGCUUCUGAUGGAAACCUGAUGGCCGUUGCUGAAGGAUCGAUUUUUGUACUUAACGUGAAUGAACCACCGAUGACUCUAGAUGAGAGUUAUUACGUUGAAAUUCGUGAAGAUGCUUUUAUUGGAUCGUUUGUUGUCACUGUUGAAGGUUUUGAUCCAGAUGUUGAUGACAAUGCUAUCUUGGCAUAUGCUAUUGAUCCGUUUUCAAACAGUGAUAAUAAGUUUGUUAUUGAUGCAUCUUCUGGAGUAGUUAAGUUGAUGAAAACACUGAAUUACACUAAGAAAAGCUUUUACAACUUGUCUGUUACGGUGUCAGAUGGCGUUAAUUUGGUUUCGACAUCAGUGAAUAUAAACGUGACUCGUUGCGAUUCUGAGUGCCUUUCUUUUGGUUUGAACAAGCCUGUUCCUGUCCUUUCUUCUAUUCCUCCAGUUAAUAUCUUGGAAGGAGUAUACAGGAGCUAUUAUUUAACCAAUUUUACAGUUACAGAUUAUGAGAACGUUACUUUAUCUGUCAAUGUUUAUGAUUUCGGUAGCAAUUUGAACUUAACAGUGAAGCGACUGAACAGUUACAGCAACGUGUUUUUGGUUGAACUUACAGGAAAUCUAAAUUUUGAAAAUGGAGAUAUAGUGCACUAUCUUGUUGAAGCUUCUGAUGGAAACCUGAUGGCCGUUGCUGAAGGAUCGAUUUUUGUACUUAACGUGAAUGAACCACCGAUGACUCUAGAUGAGAGUUAUUACGUUGAAAUUCGUGAAGAUGCUUUUAUUGGAUCGUUUGUUGUCACUGUUGAAGGUUUUGAUCCAGAUGUUGAUGACAAUGCUAUCUUGGCAUAUGCUAUUGAUCCGUUUUCAAACAGUGAUAAUAAGUUUGUUAUUGAUGCAUCUUCUGGAGUAGUUAAGUUGAUGAAAACACUGAAUUACACUAAGAAAAGCUUUUACAACUUGUCUGUUACGGUGUCAGAUGGCGUUAAUUUGGUUUCGACAUCAGUGAAUAUAAACGUGACUCGUUGCGAUUCUGAGUGCCUUUCUUUUGGUUUGAACAAGCCUGUUCCUGUCCUUUCUUCUAUUCCUCCAGUUAAUAUCUUGGAAGGAGUAUACAGGAGCUAUUAUUUAACCAAUUUUACAGUUACAGAUUAUGAGAACGUUACUUUAUCUGUCAAUGUUUAUGAUUUCGGUAGCAAUUUGAACUUAACAGUGAAGCGACUGAACAGUUACAGCAACGUGUUUUUGGUUGAACUUACAGGAAAUCUAAAUUUUGAAAAUGGAGAUAUAGUGCACUAUCUUGUUGAAGCUUCUGAUGGAAACCUGAUGGCCGUUGCUGAAGGAUCGAUUUUUGUACUUAACGUGAAUGAACCACCGAUGACUCUAGAUGAGAGUUAUUACGUUGAAAUUCGUGAAGAUGCUUUUAUUGGAUCGUUUGUUGUCACUGUUGAAGGUUUUGAUCCAGAUGUUGAUGACAAUGCUAUCUUGGCAUAUGCUAUUGAUCCGUUUUCAAACAGUGAUAAUAAGUUUGUUAUUGAUGCAUCUUCUGGAGUAGUUAAGUUGAUGAAAACACUGAAUUACACUAAGAAAAGCUUUUACAACUUGUCUGUUACGGUGUCAGAUGGCGUUAAUUUGGUUUCGACAUCAGUGAAUAUAAACGUGACUCGUUGCGAUUCUGAGUGCCUUUCUUUUGGUUUGAACAAGCCUGUUCCUGUCCUUUCUUCUAUUACCCCAGUUUUUGUUUCUGAAGGGAUGUACAAUAAUUUUAUUAUAACUUUUUUUAAUGUUACUGAUUAUGACAAUGAUAAUAUUUCUGUGAACAUUAUUGAUUGUUGCAGUAAUUUUUCUCUUACUGCACGGAAUGUUGAUAAUGGUGUUUUUUUUGUUGAGUUGAAUGGAUUUCUCAGUUCUAAAGUUAGUGAUGUGAUCUCUUAUACUGUUAUUGCUUUUGAUGGAUUUUUAACUUCAUAUGCUGUAGGGUCUAUUUUGAUUAAUCCUGUGGUAGAAGCAAAUCGUAAUCCUUAUUUUCUUGUUUUAGAUUACUUUGUUGCUCUUAAUGUUUACACUUCUUAUGUUACAACUUUAGUUGCCUUUGAUGAAGGGUCUGGUUGUAAUGGAGAGUUAAAUUAUCAGUCUUCUAAUGAAGCGUUUAAUGUUAGCAACUUUGGUGUUGUCUCUGUUUCAAAUUGGGCACUAGUAGGGAACUCUACUGUUUUUUUUGUAAAUGUUUUUGAUAAUAAUGUUCCUUCUCUUUCAUCAUUAGUUCAAGCUCGUGUAAAUGUGACUGUAGUUGGUAUUUUAGAGCCAAUUCCAGAGUAUUAUUUCUAUAAUGUUUCUCUUAAAGAAGAUUUCCUUUUAAAUUCAUAUAUAUUGUGUGUAAAUGCAACUAUUCCAAAUAGUUAUGGCAAUGUAGAGUUUCUUAUGAUUGAUCAAGAUGCUGAGUCUUUUUUUGAAAUUGGUUUUGUAAGUGGAAUUGUCAUUUUAAUUAAAAAUUUGGACUACGAAGUACAAGUUGUUCAUAAAUUUGUUAUUUUGCUACGUAACUCAUUAGAUCAUCAGAAGACUUCCAUUGCCACAGUUCUUGUUAAUAUUAUUAAUGUUAAUGAUAUACCACCUGUAUUUUUGUCCCGGUCAAAAGAUAUUUUUCUAGAUGAGAGUACUAGUAUUGGUCAGUUAGUUUCUAUUCUUUCAGCUUUUGAUAAAGAUAGUGUUAACUUAACCUAUCAAAUUAUUGAUGGAAAUUCUGAGUAUACAUUUAGUGUCAAUCAACUUGGUGAAAUUCGCGUGAACAAUACAUUAAAUGCUACAAAAUCUAGUUUUUAUAAUUUGGUUUGUGUAGCUCAAGAUGGAACUUUUUUUUCUGAUAAAAUAGAUAUUCGAAUUACAAUCAGGCCAUCGGCUUGUUUAUCAGCCUCUUCUUCAUCUUCCAAUAUAGUAUCAACAAAUACCUUACUAAACUUUUCGCUGGAGUAUGAAGCUUAUAACAUUGAUGUACAAGCAGAUUUCUCAUCAAGUGAUCCAGAUUUUGGAUACUACAGAUUUCUUCCUCGCAUUUCAUGGUACGAUGUUGUGUAUAAUCCAAAUGUUAACAAAAAUAAAAUGAGAAAGUAUUUAGCUUACACCAUCACAAUUCCAAAGAUUCAAUUAAAUAACACAAGAAAACGAAGAGACACUAGUGCAACUAAUCAACUGUACACCUAUCCUGUUAAUUUUGGAACACAAGCAGAAUGUAAAGAUCCUAAGAAUAGCACAUUGCCUUGUAAUGGACCACUACCUACUGAUAAAAAUAUAAUGUAUCAGUUAAGUGGAAUUAGUUCAAUGGGAAAUGGUACAGUGACUCAGGUUUUAUCUAGUGACCAAGCUAUAAACAUGACAACAAUUUCUCAGGACAUUGUAACAUCUGUUUCAAAAACGUAUAAAAAAAAGUAUUACUUCAUUGGCUUAAUUACUAUAGGGGUUUUAUUGCUUGUUACCAUUAUUGCGAUUGGAUAUUUACUUUUCUGCUUGAUGGUUUUAUACAAAAACCGGUGGCAAGGAUUUAAAGUUCCCAUAAUAUCAGAUAAACAGAUAGUUAUCAAUAAUAAGUUUGAUGUUCCACCAUUACCUUCAUCACCUUUUCCAUUCAAGUAUUUUUAUUCAGAUGCUCAGAAGGGUGACUAUAAUCCACAUGUUAGCAAUGUUUGGGAUAAUGUAAUGUUAUCAGACAUUACUUCAAGCUCAAUAAACAGUUUUUCAAUUAUGCAACCAAAUAUUCAUGGCAGCAUGUCAAGUAUCCAAACUGGAGAUUCAGAACCUGAAUCAAAAUUUGAGACUUUUUACUAUAAUUCUAACACUAUGACUGAAUCAAGCACGCAUGGUUUUACUUCUCAAACUAAUACUUCAAUUGAAUCAAACAUAUCAAAUCAAAAUAUAUAUGACCUUUCUUCUCAAACAAGCUGUAGUGAUAUUGACUCAAGUAGAAGUCAGAGUACUAUAGAUUGUUCAGAGGUUGUCUACACUAACUUGGAUUCAGAUUUAACUGAUCCUGACGAUUCAGAUUUAACAGAUCUUAAUGAUUUGAAUUUAAAUGAUGUUGGUGAAGAAUCAACUUUUUCCGAAGAUUCGCAAGAUACUUUUGAUGCGUCACGGUUUGAAGACGAAUAAUGAAUCAACAAAAAAAAUCUCGCGAUAUGCAGAUAAUUUUUCGACCAAAAGUUUGCUCAAUUCAUUUUUAUAAAAUUAUCUUAUUUAUUUUAAAAUUUAAAGUUUUUGUUUAAUUAUUUUUAUCAGUAUUUAUUUUUAAUAUUUGUAGUAUAGAGAAAACACAUAACAAAGUUGUAAAGAUAAAUAAAAAUUAAUUUAGAUUUAACUUCUAUCGUUAUUAAA